Eruca vesicaria subsp. sativa (arugula) is the source of this 1173-nucleotide messenger RNA. Lineage: Eukaryota; Viridiplantae; Streptophyta; Magnoliopsida; Brassicales; Brassicaceae. The record is from the annotation of a GenBank genome assembly.
AUGGCUUCUCCAAGGCGUUCGUGGUCGUUCCCCCUGCUUCCACCGGAGAUAAUACAAGAAAUCUUCUACAAGACUCCGGCAGAAGCUCUCGUCCGAUCAAAACCAACCUGCAAGAAAUGGCACGCUCUCAUCACCGACAAAACUUUCAUCUCCCAACACUUCCAACGCUCCCAAGAACGCUUCAUAAGAAUCUUUGAUACCGUACAAAUCAUGGAUCCAAUAACCAGCAAAAGCUCUGUUUCACCGAUCCCAAACGAGUUACUACAAUAUCCUUACAAGAUCGGUACUUUGGUUUACACACUCCUCGUUCACUGCGACGGACUCAUCCUAGUUGGCUAUCACGGUUGGAAGUACAGAGACGACGAAUCACAGAUCCCCAACGUCGCACUUUGGAACCCUGUUCUGAAAAAGGUCAGAUGGGUGGAGCCCGCGGGGUGUAUCACGAGCUCUGAUUUCUACGGGAUUGGAUACAACAGCGAUGGUUACAAGCUCGUGAGGUUUACGUGUCGUCCGUUUGUGAUCGAGGGUUACGAGGAUGCACCAGAGGUUGAGGUUUACGAGUUCAAGACGAGUUCUUGGAGAACCGUUGGUGGCAAGGUUGAUGGUGACGUGGAGAUUACGUGCAGAUGUGUGUCUGUGUUGGGUAAUAUGUAUUGGGUUGCUUAUAGAGUACAAACACCGAAAGAAGAGUUCAUUAGGGUUUUCGAUUUCACGGAUGAAACGUUCAAGGACAUAUGUUUCUGUCCUGCUGAGAAUAGUCAUUUAUCUUGUUUCAAUGGAGAUAGCUUGUCUUUGUUACAACAAGACGAAGUAUCAAGAAACAUUGAGGUUUGGGUUUCAAGCAAGUUGGGUGAUGGUGAUGUCUCGUUUAGCAAGUAUUUCAGUUUGUGUGGUCCUGUUCUUCCAGCGUUACGGGGCCGUAAUGAUGCGACUAGGUAUGUAUACGCUAAUCCUGUCUACUGCUUUGUGAAGCCUAAGAGUGUUAUUGUAUGGUGCGUGGGAGUUGAAGGAGAAGAUGAUGAGGUGUGUACUUGCUUUACUCUGUAUGAGAUUGAUGAGAAUGGGGUGAGAAAUGAGAAGGUGACGGAACGUGACUACGUGCAUGACUAUUCUGAUGCCUUGGUUUGUGGCUAUGUGUAUGUUCCAAGUAUGAUCCCUCUUCCAUGGGUAUGA